AUUCUAAUUGCUUACAUGAAUUUCAGGGUACGACCGCUCAGUGAGGCCGAGAAAAAGCGAGGGGACAAAGACUGUGUUAAAAUCCAGCAUAAUUCCUCCUCAAUCACGUUGGGCAAUGCUGAGAAGAGCAAGACCUUCACCUUCAACACCGUCUUUGACCACAACACGACGCAGAGGGAGGUGUUGGAGAAAUGUGGCAUCAUGCAGAUGAUUGAGAUGGCAGUGGACGGCUACUCAUGCACCACGUUUGCCUACGGACAGACGGGAUCGGGCAAGACCUACACGAUAACAGGACCAAUCAGUCAGGACUCCCUUAUGCCUCCGCGGGACAAAUACGGUCUGAUCCAGCGUUCCUUCAGUCAUCUCUUUGACGUCCUGGGUCAAAAGUCCGGCCCCAACAUCACCUUCACCCUCAGUGCCUCCUACUUGGAGAUAUACAACGAGCAGGUGAAGGAUUUGCUGAACCCAUCAGGCAGAGAGUCGCUGCCUGUCAGGUGGUCCAAGGACAAAGGCUUCUACGUGGAGAACCUGUUUGUUGUGGACUGUGAAACGCUGGACGAUUUGUUAGCUGUUUUGGAAGAAGGCAUGGGGCAGAGACAGAUAGCAACCAAUAACAUCAAUGAAUAUUCCAGUAGAAGCCACACCAUUGUGUCUUUACAGAUUGAUAGCGAGAUGCCUGAUCCAGAGGAGGAGAGCCUGUACAUCACCAAGCACGGCCGGCUGAGCUUUGUUGAUCUGGCUGGCAGCGAGAAAGUCAAGGAACUAGGAAACACAGGAGAGUUACUCACUGAGACUACUAACAUCAAUAAGAGCUUGUUAACGCUAGGAAACUGCAUAUCGGCUCUGAGUGAUAACAGGAAGAGGUCCGGGCAUAUACCAUACAGGGACAGCAAGCUCACCAAGCUACUUGCUGACAGCUUAGGAGGCAGUGGUGUCACUCUCAUGAUUGCAUGCAUCACACCUUCAAUGUACUGCGUAUCAGAAUCAUUGAGCACGCUACGCUACGCAAACCGUGCCAAGAGAAUCAAGAACAAGCCUGUUGUCAGAAUGGACCCAAGAGAGAAACUCAUCCUGAGUCUGAAACGAGAGGUCAAACUCCUACGCAACGAGAACAUCUACCUGAGGCAGCGGCUGGAAUUCCCCCUGCCAGCCGGCAACAAGCCUGCCAUGACGCGGCGCGACACGGAGGGCAGCCUCUCCAUCUCAAGCUUCUCUGAGGAAAACUUGUCGGGAGACAAGACGCCCAUACCAGGCGACUUUGAUAGGAGUAAAGGGACGUCUGAGACGUCGUUGGUAAAGGAGGAGAAACGGGAACCUAAGAGGCGAGAUACCAAUAGUAGCAUGUUGUCGACCUUCACGCCCAAGUCUGCAGUGGACAGCAGUCUGUACGAGAUGCUGCAGGAGUACAUGGUGGAGAAUGAGAAGCUAAGAUCGGAGAACUCAGACUUGAGCAACGUCAGGGAGAGGGCCAUGUCCGAACACCAGCACCUGUCCAAAGAAAAUGAUAAGCUGCUCACUAAGCUGGAUCAGCUAGAAAGAGUCUUUGCAGCAUCUCCUGUCUCCAUGAGUCGGACAGUCUCCGGGGUCUCCUCCUCAGACCAGCAUUCUCGAAGCCUGUCUCAGUACUCCUCCAGCAGCACCCCGUCCUCCCAGCAAGGAGGACAGAGAGCCGGCUCACAGGGUAGCUCAUUACUCCAGUCUCCAGACUGGCAGCAGGGUAGUAGAGCUGCUGGCAGUGGCAGUGGUGGCAGCGGUGGGAUUGACAGGCACUCUGGCAAUCAGGACCAGACGGGACCACUCCCCCCAGUAGACAGCAAGAGGGGGGUCCCCAACGGCUACCGGGCCCCCAAGUCCCACCCCUACAACACCCCUACUAUCCCCCACCAGCAGCCCUCCCCUCCCCACCAGCAUCGCUCUCAGCCCCCACCGACGCAUCAAAGCUUCCCUGGUAGUCUGAACUCAUCUGACAGUCAUGGGUUUGAUAGUGGUUCCAGGUCAAAUAAGGCGCAGCAUACCUACCCGCCCACCCAGAGGGGAUCCAACAGGCACAACGACACUGGCAGCAACCCCGACACCAGCCACAGCUUCCCGCCUCCCAAGGCCUACCACAGCCAAGCCUCCCUCAACUCCCAGCACUCCUUGCCUGAAGAAGCCUCCCCCAGGGGGUUGUCAAACCUGAGGCCAGACCCCCAGGCGGCUAGGAACGGCAGAGACCCAGCUGCGAAUGGCGAGACAACUCAUCACGGCAGGCCUCAGCAAAAAGUGGACAUCUACAUCCCUUCCAUACCGUCAACUUCAAAAGAUGUGAACAGAGAUCCAGCACCAAAGAACGACCCAUCCAGCCCACGUUGGGCCAACAAUCACCACGCCAACCUGCACUCCAUCCAGGACCGGCCAAACAAACCCAAGAACCCUCCCAGGAAACCCCUGAAUAAGCCUCCUCACCAGGGUACCGCCGCCUCCUCCCAGGUCAUCAGUGGUUACAGCAACCGAAGCAAGAAGAACGCCUUACAGCAGGGGAAGGAGGGAGGCAAACCCUCUCCCAAGACACAACGGAAAGAUAACUCGGAGCCUCCUGCCAGCACUGAGCAGAACCUGGACAGCAUUCCCCACACCCCUGCUGCCACCCCUCCCCCAGUCAAGUACAAGCCCAAGGGAGCCAGUGAUCUCUUAGCGGCUAAGUCAGGGGACCUGAGCAAGCCACCCCCUGACCCAGAAUCCCUCCAAGAAAUCAACGAGAAGCUGAGACAAGAGCUGCUAGACUUGGACGGUGAGAUCCAGUACAUGAAAUAUGUCAACAAGUCCAAAGGUAACGCUGCUCAGCCUCCCAAACCAACCAAAGGGAAGAAGAGGUAACAUCAGAUGGGCUCAUGUUUGCAUCAUGCAGAGUUCGAGGUCGGCCGGCCUGUGUUCUCGGUUCCUGGCCAUGCCACAUGAUGGACAAUUGGCUUCCAAAUCCCAUAUUAUCACCAGCAUUAAUUGCAGGAUAUGAUGGGUGCACAUACUGGUUCAUGUGCUUACUAGAUAGAGUCCGUGUCCGAGUCUUGUGCCGCAAGAUUUGACAAACAGGUGGCUUCCAAAUCCAACAUUACACUAUACUACUGCUGCACUUGACCAUCAGCGGGUCGUAGUGACACCAACCUCCCCGGUCAAGGGCAAGAACUUGAUUGGUGACAGCUGCACAGCAUCCGCAACCUACUGAAGCUAAUUAAGCCAGGGAUGACCACGAGGCCUCAUCCAGGUGGCAGGCCGUUGCCAAAGGUGGAACUGGACAGCAGCAUUUAAGGGCAAGACAAGCAGGGGCAGGAGCUUGGAGGCGCCGAACAUGACCAAAUUAUCACCAGCAUUAUUUGCAGGACACACUGCGUAGGCGCGUACUGGUUCGCACGAAUAUGGCUCAAAGUACUUGCAUCUAAUUUUUCUUCUGGAUGGUGCACAAAGCCAGAAUGUCUUCAUGUGAAUGUCAGGCGUCGUCGGCCUGUCUUUCGCCCCUCCGUCCCAGUGGGCCCCCCACUCUCCAAUUCUAACUGUUCAGGGGGUACUGGCGCACCGAGCCCCCAUGGAGAUGUAUGACAAUGUAGGCCAUGAAAAAAGUCUUGGUUAUUUGUGAAAUACUCACAAGCUAUGUAAAGCCAGAGGCUUUGUGCAAAGGAACACAGUUUGCUGAGUACCCUCAGGCUGCUGUUUAGGAUUCUGUGAGAAUUA
This is a messenger RNA of Patiria miniata (bat star), 3705 nucleotides long. Its product is annotated as kinesin-II 85 kDa subunit-like. Gene Ontology annotation, molecular function: microtubule motor activity; ATP binding; microtubule binding. Lineage: Eukaryota; Metazoa; Echinodermata; Asteroidea; Valvatida; Asterinidae. The record is from RefSeq and is a predicted model, not a curated record. The transcript has 16 exons. Bases 16 to 2856 code for a protein of 946 amino acids. Gene Ontology annotation, biological process: microtubule-based movement.